AAUGAAAAACGAAAAAGAAAGCAAAGGUGGCUUCAAGAAAUUCGAAAAUAUCAAAAAUCAACUAGGAAUCUCAUUCCAAGGGCAUCUUUAAUUAGAUUAAUCAAACAAGUUACUGCCGAAUUAUCUGAGAAAAUUCCAUACAUUAGACAGCUUGCUGGUGAAGGUGCAAUUCGAUGGAGAAAGGAUGCUCUUGCUGCUCUCCAUUCAGCAGCAGAAGAUUUUUUACAUGAAUUUUUAACACUUUCUAACUAUGCCACAUUGCAUGCCAAAAGAGUUACACUCAUGGGUAGGGAUUUAAAGCUUGUACAAAAUAUUAAUAGGGAACAC
Messenger RNA from Naegleria gruberi, 327 nucleotides. RefSeq names its product histone H3. Gene Ontology annotation, cellular component: nucleosome. Gene Ontology annotation, molecular function: structural constituent of chromatin; protein heterodimerization activity; DNA binding. Lineage: Eukaryota; Heterolobosea; Eutetramitea; Acrasida; Naegleriidae. The record is from RefSeq and is a predicted model, not a curated record. The transcript has a single exon. The annotation marks the transcript as partial.